Molecule: messenger RNA, 2556 nt
Organism: Condylostylus longicornis
Lineage: Eukaryota; Metazoa; Arthropoda; Insecta; Diptera; Dolichopodidae
Gene: GstD11
Product: glutathione S-transferase D7
Exons: 7
Coding region: 1195-1899 (234 amino acids)
Biological process (GO): glutathione metabolic process
Molecular function (GO): glutathione transferase activity
Source: RefSeq, a predicted model, not a curated record
UUUUAUUAGAAGAAAAUAAAAAAGCAGACGAAAACUUUUGAAAUAAUUUUGUGUUUUUUUUUUUAAUUUUUUUUUUAAUUUUUUGAUUUUUAAUCGAUUUAUCCGUAUUUAAAAAAAAGACAAUAAAAAAAAUGUGCUUAUUUAUUUUACUUAAAAAAUUUCUUUAAUUUUAAAUACCUUGUAUUUGUUUUAUGGUUAUUUUAUUUGAACUUUGGGGCGAUUUAUUUCAUUUUUCUUCUUCGCCCCCUAUAUAAUUAAAAAUUUAUAAAUUAUAACAGUUCAAUUUAGUUAUAUAUGAGUGUGUAUGCAUGUAAGAAGAAAUAACUGAAACUAGAUUUAUUUAUUUAAAAUUUUUUACAUUGUUUAUUUUUAAUUUUAUUCAUUGUAUCGUCGUUUUGCUGAAAGGUUGUUGUGGUAUUGCAAGGAAUAAAAAGUGCAAAUAUUAAUAAAAUUAUUUUCGAUUUUGAUGAAAGAAAUUCGAAUAGCCCUUGAAAGACAUGGGUGCAUAUUAUAUGAACUUACACACAUACGUAGUGGUUUAAGAUAAUUGGAUUGCAUUCCUUGCUAUUUGUGAUCAAUAAUUUUUUUUUGUUUUUGUAAAUUAGAAGUGACUUAAAUAUUAAAUUUUAAAAAUUAUUUUCAAACAAUUGCAAGAUUUUAAUUUCUUCAAAAACAUUAUAUUCUAAAUAAACUGAUUAUAGAUCUAAACAAUUGAGGAUAUAACUUGAAUUUCGUUUAUAAUAUGUGUAUAAAAAUAAAAUAUACAAGCAUUUAUUGAUUAAUGAAUUAAUAAAAAGGAAAAAAAAAAUUUGAAGGUGAAUACUUUAAACAUUAAAAUAGUAUUCAAUUCAAAUACACAGAGAAAAAAUUUAUAAAAAAAAAACAAAAAUACAAAAACGUGGUAUUAUUUGUACAUUCUUUUUCCAAAUUCAAACUGGGUAAUUGUAUUGAUUCGGUAGCUGUAGUUCAGCAGAGGAUUAUUACAAAAGCAAAUUUUUUACACACGGAGAAAUUAAGGAGUACGAGAAGAAUUUUCCAUUGUUAUUGGUUAAUUAAAAUAUUUUGAAUUAAUUUUAACCACAAAUUUUGAGAAAAAUGACAAGAAAAAACAAUGAAUUUAUAAAAAAUUUGAAAAAUAUUUAAACAAGAAUAAGUGAAUAUUUUAUAUAAAAUAUUAAUUAAAUUGAAUUAUCAAUGAUAAAAUUUAUAAAAGUAUGUUUACGAGGCGGACAAAUGCCACCAAUAUUAUAUUAUAUUAAACCAAGUCCACCAUGCCGGGCAAUCCUAUUAUUAGGACGAAUAUUGGAAUUAGAAUUCGAUUUAAAACAGGUCAAUAUUAUGGAGAAAGAACAUAUGAAACCAGAAUUUUUAAAUAUGAAUCCUCAACAUUGUUUACCAACAAUAAAUGAUAGUGGAUUAGUAUUGUGGGAAAGCCGAGCAAUUCUUGCAUAUUUGGUAGCCGCAUAUGGAAAAGAUGACAGUUUAUAUCCAGCUGAUAUUCGAACUAGAGCUCUUAUUGAUCAACGCUUACAAUUUGAUUUGGGAACAUUAUACCAAAGAACAACUGAUUUUUUUUGGCCAACAAUAUUUAUGGGAGCACCACUUGAUGAAACAAAAAAAGCAAAAUUAGCUGAAGCAUUAUAUUGGUUAGAUACCAUACUUAAAGGGAGAACAUUUUUAGCAACUGAUAAUUUUACAAUAGCUGAUUUAUCACUUACAGUAACUGUUUCACAAAUUGAAGUAUUGGGUUUUCAAAUGGGUCCAUAUCCUAGAGUAAGAGCCUGGUUACAAAAAUGUAAAGAUUAUUUAGAACCAUAUGGUUACGAUGAAAUCAAUCAAACUGGAGCUGAUAUAUUAGCUGAAAUGUAUUUUUCAAAAUUACAAAAAACUGGAAAUUAAUUUUCUAUAAUAUAAGUUAAAACAAAAAAAUAUCAUGUAUAACCAAUCAAUUCAGAGAGCAAAUAUGUCAUGAAUUAAGAAAAGAAUAUUGUAGCACUUUCGAAAAUUUACUUACAAUAUUACUAAAAUCGAAGAAGCUAUAAUAUUCGAAUUAAAUGUAGGUUAUCAAUUUUUAUAUUUAAAGCUAAUUGUAAUGUAGUUUUAUUUUAUUAUGUGGUAACAUUUUCGUAAUUUUCCAAAAAUAAUUUAACAUGCAAUGCAAUUUCAAUGCAAUUAAACUAUUUCUUACAAAUACCCGAACUUAAUGUGAAGAAAGGGUGCAUAAAAAGGCAAAUCUUAAAGAAAUCUAACAAAUUUUUGGUUACUAUUUUAAAUUAACUCGUGACAUGUUCUAUCGUAGCAUGUGGUUGAUUAAGCUAUUGAUGGUACUAAAUCUAAGAUAAAAACAAGUGAAUUAAUUAAAACAUUCCAUCUUAAUUUCUAGAAAUUUCAAUACGAAGCUAUCUAUAUAUGGCAUAUGAGUUCUCUGAGUCGUUGUUAGUACACAAUUUUAAUUAAUUAAGUAUUUAAAACAGUAAAAUGUUGUUCUUUUUUGAUGUAUCUGAAACUUUUUAUUUUAUUUCCCAUAUAAAUUAUUAUAAAUGUAUAAAAGAAAAA